Molecule: messenger RNA, 750 nt
Organism: Meloidogyne enterolobii
Lineage: Eukaryota; Metazoa; Nematoda; Chromadorea; Rhabditida; Meloidogynidae
Source: the annotation of a GenBank genome assembly
GAAAUGAACUGUUUAGAAUUUAAAUUGAAAGGGGAAAUGACAGGGGAAAUGGAAGAAGAAAUGGAAGAGGCUUUGUUGAAAAUUUAUGCUGUUAAACGUAAAAUAGAGCAUUAUAUUGAAUAUGGAUUAUUUGCUUCUGAACUUAAAAAGCUAUACAUUUUUUUUUUCAAAAAACAAUUUUUAAAAACAUUAAUACUUUAUUCGCAACUCUACAACAAAGUAUUCAAUGAAAUUCAGGAGGAAGAAAGACAGUUUACAGAUAAUUCUUUUUUCUUGACAAGUCUGCUUUCCGAAAUGAACAAUGAAAUAUUAAAAAUAGUAAAUGUGAGAUCCCCAAAUUUGAAUGAGUUAAUUCGAAAUAAAUUUACAAAAAUGUCGGAAUCGGAGGAAAAUAUCGAAAAUUAUUUAAUUAAAAAUUUAAAGGAAAGUAAUGGGGAAUAUGAGGAGAUACCUCAAUUUGAAGGGUAUGAGGAGGAGAAUGGAGGGUCUGCCGGAAGAAAUGAUUCUGGAAAGGAAGAAAUUGGCAAUAGCCUUUUUAAGGGUGGAAAUAUAUUUAGAAAGCCUACUGGAGGAAAAAACGCUUGGCAGGGAGGAGUUGGAAGUACCUCUAAUAAUGUCGGAAAGGAAAUUAGAAAGUCUUUAGGAGGGAAAAAAUAUGGAGAAGAGGAAAAAGUUGGAAAGGAUCUUAUAAAGGUUGGAAAGGACAUUAGAGAUCGGACCGUACCGUACUACGGUCGUAUUUUUCGGUAG